AUGGUUGUCGACGUUCUGCCCAGGUGGGAGAGGUACACUUACUGGAUAGUGGGUCUGUCGGGCAUGGCCUACUCAGUCUAUGCUCUGUUCUUAGAAGGAGACAAGAACGCCAAAUCCAUGCUCAAACAAUUGUCACCGGGAUGGACUUGGCUUGGCAGGUACCAGGAUCAGUCCGACAAUGAGAUCCAGCUGUUUAAAAGCAGGCACACUGAAAAGAUUCUAGCCACAAUUGCGCAUGUCAUGACGUCACAGAUAUGUUUUUACUGCAAGGUCAGGCCACAGUUACAUGCCUACACUCUGAUCACUGUAGACCUGACUUCCGCCUACGUUUUGAUGGGCGGAGGACCUCUGGCAGUUCUCGUCUUCUCAGCGAUACUAAUAUUUGUGGUCUCCCUGGCGGGGAAAACCUGGCUUGUCUGGUCCGUGGCCAUCGCCAUGAUGUAUUAUUGGGACUCUGUCACCUGGCUGACUUGGUAUAUAGGCUACAGUCAUUUUGCGUUCAUCGCCGGUUUCAUCAAGAUUCGUAUCGUCAGCUUCGGCCUUGAGAAGGCCAAAUAUCGAGCAUCUCAAGCGGCACGAGCAUCUCAAUCGGCACGAGCAUCUCAAGUGGCACGAGCAUCUCAAGCGGCACGAGCAUCUCAAUCGGCACGAGCACAAGUCGGUCCUUUGGAACAGUCACUUUCAUCUGCAGGCUCCAGUGGUGGUCAGAAUAAUCCCACUGACCAAGAGAACAUGGCAAUGAUUAAAAACCACGAAGCCACUAACCUGACCCAAGUCCCAGAAACAGGUCCACUGGACAUUGACCCCUCUCUGUGUGAUCUGCUAUUAUACUGUUUCUACUGGCCAACCUUGGAAUUUGGUCCUAUUCUAAUCUACAGAGGCUUCCACAGAGAUAUUAAACAAGCAAUGUUCUCCCAACAUUUCUCUCCAGAUACUUGCGACAUUUUGAAACAACUACUUCGAAUAGCGUUCUGGUUCGUCUUUCUGGAGUUCCAGGUACACUUCCUCUACCACAACGCCAUUGCCAGCAAUCCAGCUCUAUUUGAACAGGCGACAUAUUCGGCAGUGGCGGGUCUAGGCUUUUGGCACAACCAGUAUUUCAUGAUGAAGUAUGUCGUCUUCUAUGGAUCAGCGUCUCAGAUUUGUCGAUUUGACGGCCUUUCUCCGGUGGCGAGACCACGAUGUCUCAGUUGGGUCUACUCAUUCGCAGACAUCUGGAAGUACUUUGAUGUAGGUUUAUACAAUUUUACCAAGACCCACAUAUACAUCCCUAUGGGUGGGUCACGAGCUGGGGUUUUGAGACAGCUCUUUGCUUCCGGUCUAGGCUUCACGUUCAUCAUCUUCUGGCACAGCCUGUCUCUCAACAUAGCCAUCUUGUUCAUGGUCAACUACCUUAUCAACUGCCUCCAAGUGUUGGCUGGUGAGGCAGAAAAGGGGACACUCUUGAAAACACUG
This is a messenger RNA of Candidula unifasciata, 1455 nucleotides long. NCBI's taxonomy places the organism in Eukaryota, Metazoa, Mollusca, Gastropoda, Stylommatophora, Geomitridae. The record is from the annotation of a GenBank genome assembly.